Molecule: messenger RNA, 2283 nt
Organism: Nelumbo nucifera (sacred lotus)
Lineage: Eukaryota; Viridiplantae; Streptophyta; Magnoliopsida; Proteales; Nelumbonaceae
Source: RefSeq, a predicted model, not a curated record
UCCUCCCUCUCAACAUACAACAAUUCACUUCACCUCCUCCUCCUAGCUCCUCAUACCCCAUAUCCAACCGCGUCUUCUAUUGCAUCCUUCCACAGCCAUGGAAUUUGAGAAACCCAUCUUGGAAAAGAUGCAAAAUGACCCAGUAAAGGUUGCAGACCAUGCUAGCUGCAAUAACAAUAAGAAGAUCAAUUCAUCCAUGAGAAGAAACCCAUUAGACUCCAAUGAUCUGAACCAUGGAUCAGAAUCCUUUAGAAUGCUUCGGAUGGAUGUGGAGAGGAGCGAUGCUGCUGAGACAAAAUUUGCAUGGUUGCGCUCACAGUUGAUAGGCAAAGAUGUUGAAUUUGAAACCCCAUUUGGGAAGCGUCAACUUACAUAUGCUGAUCACACUGCCUCUGGGAGGGGACUUCAUUAUAUUGAGAAUUACAUCAUAAAUGAUGUUCUUCCUUUUUAUGGGAACACUCACACAAGUGAUAGCUUCGUGGGAGAGAGGACGACCAAGAUGGUGCAUGAAGCAACUGAAUACAUCAAGAGAUGCUUGGGUGGGGGAGAAGAUGAUGCACUCCUGUUCUGUGGCUCUGGCACCACUGCUUCCAUCAAGCGCCUACAAGAGGUGAUGGGGAUUGCAGUUCCUUCAUGCAUGAGAGAAAGAAUGGUGAAGAGCCUGAGCAGUGAGGAGAGAUGGGUGGUAUUCGUGGGGCCAUAUGAGCACCACUCCAACCUUCUAUCAUGGCGCCAAAGCCUAGCAGAGGUCAUAGAGAUUGGCAUCAAAGAUGAUGGACUUACAGACAUGGAAACUCUGAGAUUCCAACUUGAGUCUUUCAAAUCCUCCAACCGUCCUAUGUUGGGUUCCUUCUCAGCUUGCAGCAAUGUCACUGGAGUCUACACUGAAACACGAGCCAUCGCCCAGCUUCUUCACCAGAAUGGUGCUUUUGCAUGCUUUGACUUUGCUGCAAGUGCUCCUUAUGUAGAGAUUGAUAUGAGAUCAGGAGAGCUUGAUGGUUAUGAUGCUAUUUUUCUUAGCCCACAUAAGUUUCUAGGUGGGCCCGGAACCCCUGGUAUCCUUCUGAUGAGCAAGGCCUUGUAUCAGCUGAGGUUCUCUCCCCCUUCCACCUGUGGAGGAGGAACUGUUAGCUUUGUCAACGGAUUCUCUGAAAGGGACACUUUGUAUUAUGAUGACAUCGAAGAGAGGGAAGAUGCUGGGACACCACCAAUUAUCCAGAAGAUACGAGCUGCUUUGGCUUUCUGGGUGAAACAAUACAUUGGUUAUAGUGUAAUUGAAGCUCAGGAACAUAUCUACAUAAAUACAGCCCUUAGAAGACUCCUCUCCAAUCCAAACAUUUGGGUGUUAGGAAAUACAAGCACAAAGAGACUAGCAAUUCUAUCCUUCCUCGUCUUCACCACUUCAAAUGCCUCCUCAGAUGAAACAUCAAAGAUAGGGGAGAGAGGACUUUAUAUGUGGAGGGAGUCUGGCAACAAGAAAGAUAAACCUCUCCAUGGACCUUUUAAUGCAAAGCUCCUAAAUGACCUAUUCGGCAUACAGGCUCGAGGUGGAUGUGCUUGUGCUGGGCCCUAUGGUCAUCAUUUGCUUGGUGUUCAGGAGCCGCUUUCGCUUGCCUUCCGAUCUGCCAUUCAAAAGGGCUAUAAUGGAAUAAAACCUGGAUGGGCAAGAGUUAGCUUCCCUUAUUACAUGUCUAUGGAAGAGUUCGAGUUCAUCCUGGCUGCACUAGAGUUCAUUGCAAUGUAUGGUCAGCGCUUCCUUCCACUUUAUCACUUCAACUGGAAGACUGGGACCUGGAGUUUUAGAAAGACAGCCUUCAUGGAGAAUCUAAAUGGGAAGAAAAAGCCUGAGCUUGAUGUGGGUUACUCGUCAUUUUCUGAUGCUAAUCUCACAAGCAGAGUUAACAGUGACGAAUCAAGUGAGAUACAUGAAGAUAAUGUUGAUAAUAAAGAUGUUGGGGUAAUCAGAAAAUAUGCUUCCUACUUGAAGACUGCUAAACAUAUAGCGGAUUCUCUCCCCAAAUUUCCUCCACAACGUAGGGUUCCAAAAUACAUCAAUCCAAGCUUAGUUCACUUUAGAGUCUAGUGCUUUUGUCACCAUUUACUUUCUGAUAACCAGUCUAGACUCUUGUUUAAUGCUGGAAUGUUAAGCUUUGUUGGGAAAUUUUCCUCAAAGUUGGAUGCGAUUUGCAUCUUUAUUUAAGGCUUAUAAGUCAUCAUAUGUAUCCGUAUUAUAUAUUUAACUUUUUAUUAUAGAAUAUAUGUAAUGCCGUCCACCUUUUCCUA